Molecule: messenger RNA, 1288 nt
Organism: Amoebophrya sp. A25
Lineage: Eukaryota; Dinophyceae; Syndiniales; Amoebophryaceae
Source: the annotation of a GenBank genome assembly
AUGCACUUCCACUUAAACUUGUGUAAAUUAGAAAGUGAAAAAUCCGCAAAGAAAAUGAAGAAAUUCCAAGUGCUGUGUUUGCAUGGUCAUGCGCAGAGUGGCGAAAGUUUUCGGCAACGAAUCGGCUCGCUACGUUCUCCACUCAAAAAGUGGUGCGAUUUCCAUUUCUUGGAUGGACCAUUUGAAGUGCCUCAUUGCGAGCAUUCUACUUCGAUUUCCAGAGGUGGAGGAGGAGGAGGAGGAGGAGGAGAUAUUUCUUCAGAUCCAGGCGGACUAGGAGGCCAACCGGAUGCAGCAGAGUCAAAAGUUCCUCUUGCUACGGCAAUGCAGAACACAAGAAGUUGGGUUCCGCCAGCAGCCGAUAAGCCAAACCGAGCACACGCUGACCCAGAAAUGUUCAAAAGAGGUGUGCUUCAGUCAUUGUCUAUGGUGCAGAAAACGAUAGUGGAGAAGCAAGUCGAUGGACUACUGGGAUUUUCGAUGGGAGCAGCUUUGAUAGUGGCGCUGAUGCUAUGUCUCAUGUCUGAAGGUCGUCGCUUAUUUUUGUCUUCUUGCUCGGGAAGGUAGCUGUUGAUGUAGAAUAAGGAGGAUACAUCAUGAUCAUCAUCUGAGAUUAGUGCUUGGUACCAUUUCAGUAUUUUUACCUCUAAUCGCAGGCCGCAUCAACGGAUCUGCCCGCCCAAGACAAUUGAAAUUCGUCCUGUUUUUCAGUGGAUUUGUUCCUGACAAGGAUCCUGGAAUGGCAGAUGCUAUACGGAAACAUCUUUCGUCAGCAGGAGUGGCCUCGUUAAGCUCGUUUCAUUGCUUCGGAUUGAAAGACGAGAUUAUCACUUAAGGAUAGGGGUGAGACUGUCAGGAGCUUGAUAAGCGAUACAAUUCCGACGUAUGGUGCAGCAAGCUUCCUUCUAGUAUUUGCUGAAUACUCAACAUCAUUUUCAAUGCAUGACCUGGCUGCUUGUUUCUCAUCUUAAUGCAACUCCUUUGCAGCAUACUCUAUCUCUAACUCCAACCCGAGCGCAGCCGAGAGUUAUUUUCACUCUUCAAGUCAAGGUCAACAAAUUGCGAACUUCUCGCGGAGCAGGAUGAUAGGAACCAGGAAGUACUACACCUGUCUACAGAUCCUGCAACUAUUGAUGAGCCUCGUGUCAGUCGCAGCCCUGACCUCGAAACCGUAACAGAAGUAUUCGAGCAUCCAGGCGGCCACUUAGUUCCUUCACAAGCGAAAAAAGCGCUAGUCUCAUUCAUCCAAGCAAUGGUGGAACGAGAAGCACAACGUCAAAGAACUUGA